Cordyceps militaris CM01 is the source of this 288-nucleotide messenger RNA. RefSeq lists its product as uncharacterized. The transcript has 2 exons. The record is from RefSeq and is a predicted model, not a curated record. The coding region runs from base 1 to 288 and encodes 95 amino acids. NCBI's taxonomy places the organism in Eukaryota, Fungi, Ascomycota, Sordariomycetes, Hypocreales, Cordycipitaceae.
AUGGCUGCAAUGCCAAAGCGGGUGACCGACAACCCCUGGUCCUUGCUGGCACAUCUUGAUGUCGCGGCAGGGAGCAAGACAGAUCCCGUUUUAGCUUUUCUGCCCUGGGGCAAAGACUCAGGCGGGGCAGCUGGUCCAAAGUGUGUUGAGGCGAGGGAACUUGCAAGCCUGCAAGCCGGCCAUGUGCAGGUCCGGGUAGAGAGACAGGUCAGAGACAAGUCAGAGGGUAGCGUUGGCGCCGGCGCCGGCGGCCAGGGACCGGCGGCGAAGCAAUAUCUCAGAGCGUAA